This is a messenger RNA of Brienomyrus brachyistius, 2852 nucleotides long. Its product is annotated as G-protein coupled receptor family C group 5 member B-like. The transcript has 3 exons. Gene Ontology annotation, biological process: G protein-coupled receptor signaling pathway. NCBI's taxonomy places the organism in Eukaryota, Metazoa, Chordata, Actinopteri, Osteoglossiformes, Mormyridae. The coding region runs from base 1842 to 2753 and encodes 303 amino acids. Gene Ontology annotation, molecular function: protein kinase activator activity; G protein-coupled receptor activity; protein kinase binding. The record is from RefSeq and is a predicted model, not a curated record. Gene Ontology annotation, cellular component: intracellular membrane-bounded organelle; signaling receptor complex; extracellular exosome.
UUUUGGACUGUGGGGGGAAACCGGAGUACCCGGAGGAAACCCCACGACGACACGGGGAGAACAUGCAAACUCCGCACACAUGUGACCCAGGCGGAGACUCGAACCCGGGUCCCAGAGGUGUGAGGCGACAGUGCUAACCACUGCACCACCAUGCCACCCCACAUCAAAAACCAAAUGAAUUAAAAAACGCGGAAAAUAAUGUUGAAAUGAAAAUAUAUUUUUUGACAGCGAUCGACGACCUGUAAUAUUUUUGACGAUGUCGCUGCUAUAUCGCUAUUUGUAAAAAAAGGAAAAAAAUAGUUACUGGAAAAGCUACAGCGUUUUAAAAGUAUUUGCUCUACCGAUAAGCUACUGAAAGAAGUAAAGUUAGUAGCGUCGAUUAUUUUAGUUAGCUACUCCACAACACUGGACAUAAAAAUAACUGAACAAUGUUAACAUUUUCGUAAUUUAAGCCCUCUCAACAGAAGCACUUUAAUGAGAAUAUUUGAAAAAUUAACUGAUAACAUAUCAGUUAUCUAUAUUUUUUUAAUUUACUUUGAAAACAGACUCAAAUUAAGCCUAUACGAAAAAUUCAGAAGCCUAUACAGUCUCAAAUGAAGCCUGUUGCGUUUUUAUACAAUCGGUCUGGGAUUCCGCUUAACGUCACGCCCGAAGCUCACACUUUGAUUGCAAACGGGAAGAAACAUAACUAUUGUCACGUACAUCGGCGGAUGUCAUCAAUUAAGCCUGCAUACUGGAGACUACAAAGGGACAGCACACGCAACGGGGGUUGCGAAGUAUUGCCAAUGUUUCAUUUCUAUAUCGAGCGCUUGCUUGUCCAGUGUCAUUCCCUCGUUCCUUACCUUGCCUGCCUUCCUUUCCCAGAGCAGCCCUCGUCCCUGAACCUCCCGUCCUGCCUUCCCUGCCAGCCCCAGGAUCUCUCGUCUCCCCUUCCCUUCGUCUCCGUGUCCUGUGCCUGCCUGUUGGACUGGAUCUCCCCGGCUACCGAAUCUACCUUCUGUCCCCGACCAUUCUUCUUGCCUGGCCCAUUGAAAGCCUGUUACCUGCUCGAUCUAAUAAAGAUCGCGCUGUUCCGCAUUCCUGGGUCCGCGUUUCCCUGCCGAGGGUGUCCUAACAAUUAUGUCUCCAGUAAUAAUUUUCUGCUAAUAGCAUUAAUUCUCUUAUUUCGGUAUCGGUGUACUGCAUGUACAUGUUAUCACCAUCAAAGAAAAAAACGCGUUAUGACUUAUCAGUCAUUAUUAUUGUUUUUGUCGUUUAUUUAAUCGUGUAGCAAUACUGCCACUUGUCAUAUUAUUAAUUGCGUAUUUAUAUAAUAUUAACCAAUGACCAAUCUCUGUAUCUUACUAGCAUCUUUUGCGCAUUUGUCUUUGUAUCAGCCGUAGCGGUCUGCAGGGGGAAUCGCAGAAGCUGGAGUUUCUUAGAGCGCUGCAUGGGUUUGGACAAACAUUAGGUAUUGGUAAUAUUACUGGACAAAAAUAUAUCGUUAUUGGUGUCCACCAAAGUUUCCAGCACUAGCUACAAGAAAUGAGAUUGAAUGCAUUUGCUCGUUUUUAUUUGUAUUUAUUUUUUAAAAAGUUUCUUACAUUAUAUCCGUGCUUUUUAAAGGUUAUAUCUCAAUUUUUCAAAAGUAAACACAAAAAGGAUGACACUUAAUGCCCCCUCCCUGCCCCCACCCUAUUUAGAACGUUAGCGUUCCAUUACGUAAAAAAUGCAGUACUACGUCAUGAUGCACCGCUUAUAAAUAAUCUGUUUGAUAAGGGAGAAGCAAACACAAACGAUUCGUGAGUGCAUCGUACGUGUUGUAAGAGCAAGUGAAGCUGAAAGACAUUGACAGUGAAGUGAUGGCACCCUCUAUUAAUCUCUUCACCUUCCUCGUCCUGUCCCUGGUGGGGGGCAGCUCUUCAUGGGACGAAGCUUCGCCUUGCGGAUCCGGCUCCAUCCUGACAAGGCCCUACACGGCCUUGUGUGAGCUGGAUGCGGUGUGGGGCUUGGUGGUGGUGGUGGCGGCAGCGGCGGCGGCCCUCGCCUCGCUGAUCCUGCUCCUGGUGGUACUGUGUCGCCUGCGGAAGAUCACAGAGGCUGAGGAGCGCAGCGGGGUGGCGCCGCUACUCCUGCUGCUCGCUGCCAUAUUUGGGCUUUGUGGCCUCAGCCUGGGAUACAUCGCUGAGCAGCAAGAGAGCCUCUGCUUCGCCCGGCGUGUCCUGAGGGGGGUGUUGCUUGCUAUCUGCAACACAUGCCUCGUGUUUCAUGGUCUGCGACUGCGCCGGUUGGGACAAGGUGCUCAUAGCCCCAGCACAGGUCAACUGAUGGGGCUGGCGGUGGCCUUGGCCGUGUUGGAUCCGGAGUGGAUCCUUCUAGCCACGAUGUCCACAUGCCAGCCAGCCUGUGAAUACCAGCCGCUGGACUUUGCGCUGGCCACCACUUAUGUGCUGGUCCUGCUCCUGGCAGCACUGGUGGGGGCGGCCUGCAGUCUGUGGAGGCAGCAGCCACGGUGGAGGUGCAGGACCGCGUGGCUGCUCAUCACCUGCCUGGCCUCAGUCCUGCUGUGGGUGGCCUGGAUCACCUUCUGCCUGUAUGGCAACGCGGCGCUUGGCCUGCCCCCAACAUGGGACAACCGGGUACAGGCAGUGGUGCUGCUGGCACAGGCAUGGCUGCUCAUACUGCUGCACGCUGCUCCUGAGGUCCACGCCACCUUACGGCCCCCGUCCCGCAUGAGAGAGGCCAAUUUAGAGGAGGGCCUUUCUCACCUGUAGUUUGGAGCAAACCGGGACUUCGUGUUCAGUGACAACAACUCAGGUGUCCUCCCCAGCCCCCAGGAAACAUUACAUUUUAAAUAAAUAAUAUAUAUAUAU